Messenger RNA from Striga asiatica, 705 nucleotides. Lineage: Eukaryota; Viridiplantae; Streptophyta; Magnoliopsida; Lamiales; Orobanchaceae. The record is from the annotation of a GenBank genome assembly.
AUGACAAGGCUAGCAUUUAGUCUUUGGAGUCUGCCCUCUUUGGUUCCUGCUCUUUUCCAUGUUCUGUCUAUUGUUCACUCUUUGAACUUCCCAUCACUGCCGUCGCGUCUGGCAUCACCGUCAGUGUCGUCGGCGGAUAUUCGUCGGCUUCUGCCCUCCCAGACGACUCUCUUCGGCCCUGCACCACGCCGUUCAACUUCCCCAUCUCUGGCAACGGAAAUUCGCCGACUUCCGCCCUCCCAGUCGCAAUCAGAUUUGCCAAUCAGCUCGCCGCGACCGCUAUCCGCCAGGAUAUGGACCGACUCUGGUUGUACCCGACGCCUUCCCGUUGAUCCCGGCGUUGUUUCUAUCUUGCCGUCAGAGUUGAGUUCUCCGGUGGUUGACGGUGAGUCGUUCACGCCUGAGCUAGUGAGCCUUGUGAUGUUGGUCGUGAAGUGUCGCCGGUGGGAGUUGGCAGAAGACGCGUCGCUGGCGACAAUGGGCGUGAAGAGAGAGAGACGUGUUGGGUUGGAGAAAUUUGAGAACACUGCAAUGAGGCUUGUCCCAACUGCUAGAAAGAUCACCAGCACCGCAAACACCUUAUCCCGCCUACUUGACAUGCAGUGGACAUCCCUGCAGAAAGAAAGUUCGUAUUCAAAACAUAAACACAAACACAAGAAUUUUCUCAAAUCACUUUCUUGCUUUCCCCACUACCGCAAGGAUUAG